Molecule: messenger RNA, 2990 nt
Organism: Aspergillus piperis CBS 112811
Lineage: Eukaryota; Fungi; Ascomycota; Eurotiomycetes; Eurotiales; Aspergillaceae
Product: putative importin beta-2 subunit
Exons: 1
Coding region: 267-2912 (881 amino acids)
Biological process (GO): protein import into nucleus
Cellular component (GO): cytoplasm; nucleus
Molecular function (GO): nuclear import signal receptor activity; protein binding
Source: RefSeq, a predicted model, not a curated record
CCAAAAACAGGCCGAACAGGUGUGUCCUUGCUGUCGCUUUUCUCCCCUCUCUUGCUCCGCUUUAUUUCCCUACUUUGAGUUUUUUUUAUGAUUCCCCUCCCCUCGACCACCUCAACAGAAUGAUGAUUCUGGGAGCUUCGCGGUCGCUGCAAGAGCGCCGGCUCUACCCCCUCUUCUGUUUAGCUUUGUUCUAGGACCUAUCUUUCGCUUCGAAAAGUAAAAAUUUGGCUGACCGAAGCUCUUCUCCGUCUUCUGUCUUCUGAUAGAUGCUAGUACAAGCAACCUCGUCGCCGGACUAUGUCAACUACAUCACCUACCUCUUCAGCACCCCGCAGGCUUCUCCGGUGCUGGGAAUGGAUAGCCAAACCUACGAUAUGGUCCGUUUCGCGGCUGCGAUGAACCUGAAGACCAAAAUUCACGUUGCCUACAAUACGAUCCCCCAACCCUGCUUGACCUAUAUCCGAUCGGCCACCCUGCUCGGAUUGCGCGACGAGAACCCUCACGUGCGGAAGUCGGCCGGAACAAUCAUCACAGAAUUGGUGCAACAGGCGGGGCUAUUAGCCUGGCCUGAUGUGCUGCAGGAGCUGCUGACCCUCGUCGAAAAUAGCUCCGGUGACAUCCCGCCCAUGGCCCAGGAGGCUGCCAUGUCGGCUCUCUCCAAGGUGUGCGAAGACAAUCGCAAGAUCCUCGACCGGGACUACCAAGGACAAUGCCCUCUCGACGUCAUCAUUCCCAAGUUGCUCGAAUUUACCUCCAACCAGAGCUCCAAGGUCCGCUCAAUGGCCCUCGGCACCAUCCAUGUCUUCCUCCCGCACAGACCCAAGGCCCUCAUUGCUUCAAUGGAUCUGUUUUUGUCGCAAUUGUUCCAGCUCGCCAAUGAUUCGAGUACCGAUGUUCGUCGCACAGUUUGUCAGACUUUCGCGCAGCUGGUGGACUUCUCCCCCGAGAAGCUCAUCCCCCACAUGGAAGGAUUGGUCAACUACAUCAUCAUGCAACAACACAACCAGGAGGACCCGGAGCUUGCGCUUGACGCCGCUGAGUUCUGGCUUGUCGCGGGCGAGCAGAUCAAACUCCAGCAGCCCUUGGCUCCCCACAUGCCCAAGAUCGUCCCGGUCUUGCUCCAGAGCAUGGUUUAUGACGAGGAUGAAGCCAUUCGGUUGACGGGCGAAGGAGACGAUGCCGAGGACGAAGACCGCCAGGAAGACCUCAAGCCGCAGUUCGCCAAGUCCAAGAGCGGCAAACUGGAUAUGUCCAAGUCUGGUCAAGCGAACGGAAACGCAGCUCCCGAAGAGGAAGACGAUGACGAUCUGAGCGAAGGCGAGAUCGAGGAUUCCGAAUUCGGAGAUGACCCCGAGGACGAAUGGACGCUCCGAAAGUGCUCCGCCGCCGCGUUGGAUGUCUUCUCGAACGUCUAUCACGACCCGAUCUUCGAAAUCAUUCUGCCCUACCUGAAGGAGACCCUCCGUCACGAGCAGUGGCCUCAUCGCGAAGCUGCUGUCUUGACUCUUGGUGCUGUUGCAGAUGGUUGUAUGGAUGCCGUCACGCCUCAUCUCCCCGAGCUCGUUCCCUAUCUCAUCUCCCUGCUCAACGACGCUCAACCUGUUGUGCGACAGAUCACCUGCUGGUGCCUCGGCCGGUACUCCGAAUGGGCGUCGCACUUGGGCGACCCGUCGGAGAGAGCGCGCUUCUUUGAGCCCAUGAUGGAGGGUAUUCUGCGCAGGAUGCUGGACGGCAACAAGAAGGUUCAAGAGGCGGCUGCUUCUGCCUUUGCAAGCUUGGAGGAGAAGUCGGACGCGAACUUGAUCCCCUACUGCGAGCCCAUCCUUCGACAGUUUGUGCAGUGCUUCGGAAGGUACAAGGACCGCAACAUGUACAUCUUGUAUGACUGUGUUCAGACUUUGGCCGAGUGCGUCAUGGGAGAGCUGGCGAAGCCUCAACUAGUUGAUAUCCUGAUGCCUGCUCUCAUUGAUCGCUACAACAAGGUCUCGGAUCAGUCUCGGGAGCUGUUCCCGCUCCUGGAGUGUCUCGGAUAUAUUGCGGCAGCCUAUGGCGACGCCUUUUCUCCCUUCGCCACUCCCCUCUUCCAGCGGUGCAUCAAGAUCAUCUAUGAGAACCUGCAGGAGUACAUGGCGUCCGUUAACAACCAGGCCAUUGAUGAGCCUGACAAGGACUUCCUGGUGACGAGUCUGGACCUUCUGAGCGCGAUCAUCCAGGCGAUUGAUCCGCAGAAGAGCGGCGAGUUGGUCGCCAACUCCCAGCCCCGGUUCUUUGACCUGCUUUGCUUCUGUAUGGAAGAUCCGAACUAUGAAGUCCGUCAGUCGUCGUAUGCUCUGCUGGGUGACUGUGCGAUCAACAUCUUCCCUCAACUCGAAUCUUUCAUUCCUAACAUUAUGCCCACUCUGAUCAAGCAACUGGAUCUGGAUCAGAUCCGGGAUGAUGAUCGUCACACUGGAUUCAGCGUUCUCAACAAUGCCUGCUGGUCGUGCGGAGAGAUCGCCGUUAACGAGAAAGCCGCGCUGUCUCCGUAUAUGGAGAAGCUGUACCAGGGGCUCUUCAUCAUCAUUAACAACGAGGAGAUCAUCGACUCAGUGAACGAGAAUGCCGCGAUGGCCCUGGGCCGGCUUGGUAUCUGCUGCUCUGAUCAACUUGCAGCUCGUCUGAACGAAUUCGCUGGAGUCUUCCUAAAGUCAAUGAAUAAGAUCGAGUUCACCCGUGAGAAGGCUUCCGCUUUCCUUGGAUUCAACCAGGUGGUGAUGAAGAACCCCGCAGCCAUGGAGUCUUGCCUUGGGGACUACUUCCAGGCCAUCGCUGCCUUCCCCACCAAAUCGAUGAACCAGGAGGACUACCGUGACAUUCAGACCUCGUUCCAGCAGGUUUGUAGCCUUUUCCCCCAUACUUUUCAAUCUGUGUAACUGACUCAAUGAUGAUGCAGGUGUUGCAGGGAUAUAAAAAUAUGAUACCCAACUUCGAUUCAUUCCUGUCGCAACUUC